Etheostoma cragini (Arkansas darter) is the source of this 1809-nucleotide messenger RNA. RefSeq names its product protein kinase, cAMP-dependent, regulatory, type I, beta (gene prkar1b). Bases 257 to 1399 code for a protein of 380 amino acids. Lineage: Eukaryota; Metazoa; Chordata; Actinopteri; Perciformes; Percidae. Gene Ontology annotation, cellular component: cAMP-dependent protein kinase complex. Gene Ontology annotation, molecular function: cAMP-dependent protein kinase regulator activity. The transcript has 11 exons. Gene Ontology annotation, biological process: regulation of protein phosphorylation. The record is from RefSeq and is a predicted model, not a curated record.
GAUUCCUUAAAUGUGUUUACCUGCAAAUGGACUGGCGCGUGCUCGCUGCCGCUGGCCUCGAGAGAGUACCGCUGCGGUCGAGAGGACGACAGAUUGACGUCAUCGGCACUGACGCAGAGCGAGCCGAGGUAUCACAGAGGCAGAGGAGCAGCAGCACCAGCAUCCCGGCUAACCAACGGUACCUCACCAACCUCCCAUCAUCAGCGAAGUGUUUUCUCACUGAGCAUCCUCCAGAAAUAACGAGAUAAAAGAUAAGAUGGCCACCUCCUCCUCCACUCUGGAAGAAGACGAGAGUUUGAAGGGCUGUGAAAUAUUUGUGCAGAAGCAUAACAUCCAGCAGAUCCUCAAAGAGUGCAUUGUGAACCUCUGCAUCGCUAAGCCUGAGCGUCCUAUGAAGUUCCUGCGGGAGCAUUUUGAAAAGCUGGAGAAGGAAGAAUGCAAGCAGAUCAUGGCACGCCAGAAAUCUAACAGCCAGUCGGACUCACACGAUGAUGAGGUUUCUCCUCCACCGCCCAACCCUGUUGUCAAGGCCCGGCGCCGUAGGGGAGGGGUCAGCGCCGAGGUCUACACUGAAGAGGAUGCUGUCAGCUACGUACGCAAGGUUAUCCCAAAGGACUACAAGACCAUGACCGCCUUGGCCAAGGCCAUCUCCAAGAAUGUGCUGUUUGCUCACCUGGACGAUAAUGAGAGAAGUGACAUAUUUGAUGCCAUGUUCCCAGUCACCCACAUCGCGGGGGAAACAGUCAUCCAGCAAGGCGAUGAAGGAGACAACUUCUAUGUGAUUGACCAAGGUGAAGUGGACGUGUAUGUGAACGGGGAGUGGGUGACCAGUAUUGGAGAAGGUGGUAGUUUUGGAGAGCUGGCCCUGAUCUAUGGGACUCCAAGAGCUGCCACCGUCAAGGCCAAGACUGAUCUCAAACUGUGGGGCAUCGACCGAGACAGCUACCGGCGCAUCCUCAUGGGCAGCACACUGAGGAAGAGAAAGAUGUAUGAAGAGUUCCUCAGCAAGGUCUCCAUCCUUGAGUCUCUCGAUAAGUGGGAACGUCUGACUGUGGCUGAUGCUCUGGAGCCUGUUCAGUUUGAGGAUGGAGAGAAGAUAGUGGUGCAGGGAGAACCUGGUGAUGACUUCUUCAUUAUUACAGAGGGUAUAGCCUCUGUUCUGCAGCGCAGGUCUGACAACGAGGAGUACGUGGAGGUUGGACGCCUCGGACCCUCUGACUACUUUGGUGAGAUCGCCCUGCUGUUGAACCGUCCCAGGGCAGCCACCGUAGUCGCUCGGGGUCCACUCAAGUGCGUGAAGCUGGAUAGGCCACGCUUUGAGCGUGUGCUGGGGCCGUGCUCAGAGAUCCUCAAGAGGAACAUCCAGAGAUACAACAGCUUCAUCUCCCUCACCGUGUGACAUGUCAGCCCCUUCGGGGCCCCACCAGCAGGGGUGGGCAGCAGCAUCAGAGUUUGGGUCCGUGGGUGGGAAGAGGUGAGGACGCGGAGUAAAGGACAUGGGUUGUACAAACACAACUACGGGGCGCUUAUUUUCUGCCCUUUUUCCCAUUUUGCGCCUUUCUUUUCUUUUGAUCUUGUGCACUUUUACUUGACCCGUGCUGUCACGUAGCUUUAUGUCAAAACCAACAUGCAGGAGUGUAGAUAUCAGUGAGAACAGAGACCAAUCAACUCAUUAUACACUGUAAAUGAGUCAUACUUCUAGACUGACAAAGAAUGGCGUUUUCACUUUCAUGAAUUUACAAUGGAUUAGGAUGAAUUCAGGAAAUAAGAAGGAAGUAAAGUCAUGUUUACGUACAACGGGUGGAAGUG